AUGGUCAUUAAAUUGUCAAAACUAAAGAAAGAAAUUACUGUGGUGAGCCUGCAACGGAGACAACACCUGAGAAUCAACUUCGCGUUUACUGAAGAUGAUAACAUAGAGCUGGAGAAUAAGUGUCGCAGUUUUUGGAAGUUUAUCGCUAGCCAUCCACAUUUGGAACAGAUCAAGGUUUUGCCGACAAAUGAUGCUGAGAGCACAUCUGCUGAAGAUGCUGAAAUAAUAACGAAAAUGCAAUCGAAUAAUGCAGUGAAAACUGCAGUGCAGUGGAUGGAACACGACGAUGUAAUGAAAACUGCAAUGAGAACGAAAUUCAGGAAAACCUACUGCGAGCUGGAUAGAGAUUACUGCGAUGGGAGGAAGAAAACCCGCAGAAACUCCAAAAUACAAAUCAAUGGACGUAAAG
Molecule: messenger RNA, 409 nt
Organism: Manduca sexta (tobacco hornworm)
Lineage: Eukaryota; Metazoa; Arthropoda; Insecta; Lepidoptera; Sphingidae
Exons: 4
Source: RefSeq, a predicted model, not a curated record